GCGACAGCCUCGAGAGACGUGGCCCGAGAAACAUGCUUUCGCGAAGCAGCUGGAGGCUGCCCUUGCACUCAACGUCCAGGUGAUCCAGAUAUCCCUACGGGUAUGGGGUUCCGUUUCGGCACUUCCGAAAGCAAUGACCAUUGAUUGGUUGAAGGAGGAUCCAAGCCUUCGUGUCUUGUUCGAUGUCAUGACGGAAGCCUGGGGAGAGGAUCCUCCUGAAGAUGCUGAUCCUGAGGGGGGUGCCCCGGCUGCCUCUUUGGAUGUUGUGCCAAGUGACGAUCCAUAUGCAGCCACAGACGAAGCAGGAUCGUCGCACGAGGCUGAGGUUUCGCCUGGAGCUUCCCACGAGGCUUUGUCGGCUCACCCGCAUGGGCUUCAGGCUUUGCUUGCUGAGCUGAAUGACACAGGUUCGCACGAAGCUUCCCGCGAGGCUUUGCUUGGUGAGCCGAAUGGAACAGGUUCGCUAGGAGCUCCGCACGAGGCUUUGCUUGGUGAGCCGAAUGGGACAGGUUCGCAUGGAGCUUCACAUGAGGCUUUGGAUAGUGAGCUAGAGUCAAUCGCAGCGAAGAUGCAGGUCUUGCCCAGUGCUGUGGCCGACGACGGCAAGGCUGCUGGCGAUGGCCAUGGGCAAGAAGAUGACGAAUCCUUUGAUGUCGCCGACUACGAGGUGGCCGCGGGCGAGGCAGAGGCGGUCGUGGUGGCCGUGGACGAGCAAGCAUUGCCUCGGAUGGCGAAGCCCGAUGAUACCGAACUCGAAACCCCGGAUAAGGAAGAGGCCCCCAAGAAGAAGGCCGGCCAGUCCGCUGUGGAGAAGCCCAAAGCUACUCCCAAGCCGAAAACCAAAGCGAAUCCUAAAGCUAAGGGAUCCAAGACAGCACGCAAGGAGCCGGAGCCAAAGGCAUCGGAGAAUGACAAGGAGGAGGAGGCACAGGAGGAUGAGAAGCCCAAAGCUAGUCGGAAGCCCAAAGCCAAAGCGAGUCCCAAGGCUAAGGGAUCCAAGACAGCACGCGAGGAGCCAGAGCCAAAGGCAUCGGGUAAGGGUGAUGAUAAGAAGGAGGGGGCACAGCAGGAUGAGGGCACCAAGAAACGCAGACGACUCGACGCAGAUGAUAAGUCUUUCGCGGGAAGACCCAAGCCAAAGACAGAUGAUGCACUCAACCGGUUUAUGGCCAUUCGGGAUAUCUACAACAGCAAGAUCCAGUUGCAUUUCGGAGCCAGUCAGCAGGACGCUUUCUGGUCCCUUGCCAAGCCCCGGAUGAAGAACAAGAGCAGCAUCGCCGACUACAAGAAGAUCGCCGCCAAGGCUGCCCAGGAGUUCCUCUUGGCAAACCCUGUGUGA
Symbiodinium necroappetens is the source of this 1339-nucleotide messenger RNA. Lineage: Eukaryota; Dinophyceae; Suessiales; Symbiodiniaceae. The record is from the annotation of a GenBank genome assembly.